UUGAGGUUAGGUUCCAUGUUUGAGGAAAAAUAAAUUACAAAUAUCGCGUAAAAUGGACCGCAAAAAGGAGAACGACCUCUUGGAUCCCGACUACGCGGCCACCAGCAGCGCCCUGCGGGUCAAAGAGCAACAAGAUAAUAAACUCACCGCCGACAGGAUAAACGGCAUCGUCGUCGAGAUAUUCGACGAGGAGCUGAACGUGCGCCAGAAGCAGCUCGAAGAGGUCGAAGAGAAGAUAUUCAAGGCCCAGAAGCUGUUGCACAUAGUCCGGUACGUGCUGGUCACUUCUUACUACAAAAAGAAAAACUUGGAGACCUCGCCCGACGACGAGACCCUCUCCGUGGGCUUCGACAAGCAGAGCAGGAUACAUCCCGCUGUGAAGAAACUCCUAGGCAGUAAUUCUAAAUUAGAUGUAUUUUGUGCAGGUAAAGGCAAACGAAGACUAACUUCGAGAAACUGUGAUAUCGAGAGCUCCGUUCCGCCAUUGGCGGAAAUCAAGAAGCCCAAACUAGAAGUCAAAACGGAGGCCCCGGCUCCGGCUGCUCCUGCUGCGAUUAAAAUUUCGGACCAAAGUAUCGCGAAGAACAGGAAGAAGACCAGGCACCGGUUGAUAGUGGGGAACAUAUCGAAGUGGGUCCCAUCGUCGGAGGACACCACCACCCACAAGUGGAUGAUGUACGUGCGAGGGGACAAAGACAGCGCCGACGUGUCGCAUAUUAUAGAAAAAGUUAUAUUUUACUUGCAUCCUUCGUACAGGCCUCACGACGUGGUGGAGGUUAAGGAAUCCCCGUUUCAUUUGUCCAGAAGAGGCUGGGGCGAGUUUCCCCUGAGGGUCCAGAUUUUCUUCAAGUGCUCCCUGAACAAACCAAUCAGUAUUGUGCAUAAUCUUAAAUUAGAAAAGACAUUCACUGGACGUCAAACGUUAGGUAGCGAAACUGUGGUAGACGUGUAUUUAUACGACAACGUACCCAAGCCAGAAACAAUCACCAGACCUGUAGAAGAUACAACGAAUGAAACCGACCAACAAGAAAUUCUCAACUACUUCGAUUCGCCUCUCAGCCAAGAUUACGAAGUAGACAACCAGUCGUUUGGCGACCCGCUAACGACGACGUACGAAACCAAACUGGCCCAAACCCGCGUGAAAUCCGAGCCCCUGGAACUCGACCUGCCCUCGACCAAUGCCGAUUGCGAAUCAGCCGAUCACACGUUCGACGAGUACGAGACCCAGCAGAACCUGGAAGUGGAGGAGUUGUGCAUAAAAUCGGAGCCGUGCUUGCUGAAAAACGAGUGCUUUUUCUCGGACUUGGGACAGUCUUCGAACGUCGAUAUCGUUUCGACGCGAUCGGACUCGGCCUACGGUUGCUCCGAUACGGCCUCGAUGAGCUUCGAGCACGAUUACUGCGACGUGGUCGAAGAGCAAUUCGCCGAUAACGAGAUCAUCGAGGCCAAGGACGAUCUGUUCUUGGGCCAGUUUCUCCUGGAACAUUCCUAUUCGGUGCUCAGCGGCAGCGAGAAUCCCGACAGUAGCUUAGAAAACCUAACGAAAAGCCAUUCUGUGAUAGUUAACGGUGAUGUCGAUAAUAAGUUGAUUUUCGGAUUGGGAGAUGCCUAUUUGAAAGAGAAGAACGUCGGUAUUCGUAGCGUGGUUCCUAAUUUAUUGAUUCUCCAAAAGCCUUUGAAAAAUUAUCGGAUAUUCCUCCUGAACGGUUGCCUGGGAUCCAAAAGCGCUCCUUCCUCGAGCCAAGCCGUCACGUUGCCGCCAAAUAAGUUCAAGAACGCCGGGGAAGCCCUGCCGUUUUUGAUGAGGAGGUUCAAGUUGUGGAAUCAAAACGCCCAGAAUCCGCAGUUUAAAUUAUUGUACCCCUUCAUAGCCGCAUCGCAAGAAGAAUUCCGCAACUGGCCUCUGGGCAAACGUUUAAAUUCAGAGUGGAAUCGCGCAAAGGAAAUACGAAAAAUACUAGCGGAGAAGUUUCCUACUUUGAAAAAAUGGAACACUCGAGCUUGUUUCGUGUACGCGAGAUCCCAUAAAUACGAAUCGUCCCUGAAGGUAUUGCCCAGUUUCUACGGGAAGCAACCCCACGAAUUGGAGCUCAUCGAUGAUUGUUUUAAACGUUCGGUGCAUUUGUUGCACGUCGAAAGGAAGAGCCUCGGCGCGGACGAGCAAGUAGACGUAGAAGCUGACGAGAAUGCGAUAUCGAAGGGCGAAAGGUCGACGUGCAUCGAUAUCUCGGAUCCUUCGCUUAAAAACCAAUGCGCCUUCGUCAAAGAGGCGGCUUUGGAUUGCGGGGUGGUGUUGAAAAACGAGGAAAUAACGGAGGGUGUGAUAAUGAACGGGGCGGAGAGGAUGAUUUUAGAAGCUGUGAAAUGUUUAGCCGAAGGCCUGAUAAGGAGGGCUAAUCAUUUUUUAGUCACUAGGAAAGAUUACAGGGACGGUGUUAGUGAAGUUACCAAAAAUGAAGUGUCAAUUGCCUUAAAGGAGCGAUGCGAGCUCGAGUCCAUUGAAUCCUUUCAAAGGAAAAAGCGUCAGAUAGACUAUUUUUCUUGAGCAUUUAAGACUGUUAACAAGUUUGUCGAAUGUAAAUUUUAUUUGUACAUUUUAAUGAUGUAU
Molecule: messenger RNA, 2608 nt
Organism: Phyllotreta striolata
Lineage: Eukaryota; Metazoa; Arthropoda; Insecta; Coleoptera; Chrysomelidae
Source: the annotation of a GenBank genome assembly